GCUUGCCCCAUCGACACCAUUUCAUGCAAGGGUACGGACGUCAACCCCUGCUGCUCGCCGCACAAUGGUCUUCUCGUGCUCUCCAUGCAGUGGGACACGCGCUGGGGGCCCAGCAAUGCGUUCACCGUCCACGGAUUGUGGCCCGACACGUGCACGGGCAAGCAGCUUCCAGCGAACGGCUGUGACCCCUCGCGCAGCUACAACAACAUAUCAGGCAUCAUCCAGGAUGCCGACCCAAGCCUGUUUGCCGACAUGACAACGUACUGGCCAUCAAACAAGGGCAACAAUGAUUGGUUCUGGACCCAUGAAUGGGUCAAGCACGGUACCUGCGUCAGCACACUGGAUCCUAGCUGCUACGGCAGCGGCGGUAUCGACGAGUACACACCGAAGCGCGAUGUCCUGGACUAUUUCCGCAAGAUCCUUGAACUGAGAGAAACCUACGACCUGUUUAAGGCGCUGGCAGCCUCGGGGAUUGUGCCGACAGAGCCUGAGGCCGGCCGCUUGCCCAAGAAUACAUAUACGCUGAAGGAGUUCAAGAAGGCCAUCUUUGAUGCCUGGGGCGUUGAGCCCAAUGUCAGGUGCAUUGGCCGCCGUUUGCAGGAGGUGUUCUUGUGGUUCAAGGUACGCGGUCGCGACAACUACUAUCCUGUCGAUCCAUGGGGUCGUGACUCGUGCAAC
This is a messenger RNA of Kickxella alabastrina, 678 nucleotides long. Its product is annotated as ribonuclease T2-like protein. Lineage: Eukaryota; Fungi; Kickxellomycota; Kickxellomycetes; Kickxellales; Kickxellaceae. Gene Ontology annotation, molecular function: ribonuclease T2 activity; RNA binding. The transcript has a single exon. The record is from RefSeq and is a predicted model, not a curated record. Gene Ontology annotation, biological process: RNA catabolic process. Gene Ontology annotation, cellular component: extracellular region. The annotation marks the transcript as partial.